This is a messenger RNA of Perkinsus marinus ATCC 50983, 847 nucleotides long. RefSeq lists its product as hypothetical. The transcript has a single exon. The annotation marks the transcript as partial. Lineage: Eukaryota; Perkinsozoa; Perkinsida; Perkinsidae. The record is from RefSeq and is a predicted model, not a curated record.
AUGGCUGGUAACGACUACCUACUCUUCGAUGAGGUUGAGGUCAACCCUCACGGGGGAGUGCAGGAGGCGAGGGAGAUAGGCGCUAAUGCAGUCGAGAGAGACCGAUCUCUCCCGACACGAAGAGUGUGGCCAGCUGUCGUGAAGGUCCCGUGGAUUGAUGAUCGCAGACCUAAGCAGAAUUAUGAUGCCAUCAGAGGCCGAGAUUUGAAGAUUACACAGAGGCUGGCCAAGAGACCUGAAGAGUUAGCAGCGUAUGAAGCGGCAGUGGACGAGCUCUUGAAGUCCGGGGCGGUCGAGGAACUCCCACUGGGGGAGGACCCGAGGAAGUGGGCCUACCACUAUAUGUGUGGGGUUCCGGUCUUCGCCAAUCAGCGAAAGUCCACUCGCUGUCGUAUCUGCAUCGACGCUCGAGAGCUUAACAACUUCACGAAUAAAGAAGGGGACGAGGAGGCCGCGGACAUGGACCUACAGUCACGGAUGCUAGAGUGGCGAGCCUCAAAGAGAGUUGAUUGUGAGGACCUCAAGAAGGCCUUCUGGUCGGUUCACAUCGAUGAAUCGGAUGUGAAGUGGUUGGGGAUGUGCGUCGGGUCGAGGAUCAUAAGGUGGAUCCAUGUCCCUUUCGGGACGAAUUGGUCCCCUUGGGCCCUCUCCUCGGUCUUGGGAAAGAUCCUCAAACAGAUCGGGGGGACGGACGGUGCCGAAGCUAUCUCCUUCUAUGUCGACGAUGUCCUUCUGCGAGGGGACAGUUGCUCUGAGGUGUCGAAGAUUCGUCGGGAGGUGGUUCCCGCAUUAGAAGAGCGGGGGUUCGAGGUCCACCAGGACAAGCGAAUGUCCAAUCUCGACACGG